CAGCUACUGAGGGAAGAGCUUUAAUGAAACUCUAGGCACCAAACUGUUGUUCUAUUUACAUCUGCAAGAGAAUUGUGGGGUACCAACUUGAAAUAUGAAGAUUAUAAUUUUACUUCUUUCCCUUUUGGGGCUGACGUUCUCCAUACCAAUCAACCACAUUGGUGGGAUUCUGGCUACAAGCAGCAGCAAAGAAAUAUUGCGCCUGUUGCAAAGGUAUAUAGCCGUCGGUAACACUCCACAGCAAGCUCAGUCCCGGCAAAGAGCUGUACUGCCUCCAGCAAAGCUGGUUCCAGAUCCAAACCUACCGGGAAAUCAGCCUCCAAAUGUGAACUUUCCUGUCUUCAGCCUACCACAGAAUCAGGUGUUCCCGAUAGACAUGAAUUAUCUUUCUACUCUCCUAGGAAUAUUAUCCACACUACAAACAUUGCCUCUAGUUGGUGGGGGAAUGACUGUACCACAGCAGCUACCACCAGGGCAAGCAAUGCUGCCAAUUAUAGUUACACAGAUGGGACCACAGGGUGCAGUGCUCAGCUCUGAGGAAAUGUCACCUUCACAGUUUUUCACUGGGCUUCUCCUUCCUGGCAUGCAAGGAGCUAUGUUCCCUUCAGGCCAAGCUGAACCCCCUCCUGAAGGUCAAGAUGGAUUUCUUCCAGUGGGCCAGGCCAAUCCUGAAGGCACAGCAGCGGGCAUCCAGAAGGUCUUCCCCACAGCCACUGAUGGGCUGAGUGAGAUUCCAGGCGAAUUGUACCCAACUCCCUCUGGCUUCAGACAGCCAGACACUGGGACAAGUGGCAUGUUUGUAGAACCAACUGCGGACAUUAAUAUGGAACCAAGUGAGCUUCGGGAACCACCCACCUCUCUUGUAAAAUUCGAUAUGGGUAAUAUGCAGAAUCCUCAGAAUCUCUCUCAACCACUUGUGAGAGGAGACAGCCACAUACCCAUGAACACUGUAGCUAGUAAGCCUCUGAAUGUGCCCUGACCUCUGGGUGACAGCAGCUCUUCAAUUCAGGCUAGGAGUGGCAAGAAGUCUUUUUUAUUUUGGGUUUAAGAAACAAAGCAUGAUUUCUUCAAAAGAUGUGGGCAUUUUCAGAUCAGACAUCCAAAACAACUACAGCAGUAUGUAAUUCCAGUGACAGAUCUUAAUAAUCUGGAAUUUUUAUUUUAUGAGGAAAAAAGUUUGCUAGCUUCACAUUUAUUCCUUAGCAAUGUAUCUGGCCAGUUUAGUACUCUAUGUAACCAUUGCUAUAAACUAGUUUUCUCCAAACUAGCAUCUUUCAGAUACUAUAUACUAAGUGCCUGAACCUGCAUGGUUUUUAAAAAUGUUAAGUAGCACUCUACGCACAAAGGAAGAAAUGUCUGAUCCAGACAUGUAUGAAAGAGGAUGUGGCAUCAUUUUUUUAAAAAAAAUGAAUAGCAAUAGCCCAUCCUCCCAUGCUUCCCAACCCCUCUCCAGAUCAUGUCAAGUACUGGAGUUAAUCUCAAUAUUUCAACAUGCUUCUUCUUUGUGCAUUCCCACUAUUAUUUUACUUCUACUUGCCUCUCUUUUUGUCCUCUGGGCAAAUUUCAAAGUAGAGAAUUUGACAAUUUCAAUGGUAAUGAGAGAGAUUAUAUUUCCCCUUCCCCCCCCAAAUCAAAUGGAUUAAUAUAGUUUAUCUGAGCUAUAUGAUUAUUUUUCCAGCUGGAUAUAUAACCUGGAACUAAACUUUAUGUACCUUAAUGUCUUAUUAAAAAAGAAAGAAAAGACUGCCAUAUGAAAUGAAUUCUAUUAAAUAAUUCUAUUAUCUAACCAAAUAAUUAGAGGUUGUUAAUUCAAUCACUUCAUUAUAUUCUGUGGUUUGAUCUGAUGGGGGGAUACCAUGCCAUCAAUUUUCUGUUUUUUCGUUUGAGAAUCUAAUUGUGCCAUGCUAUAUAUAUUUUACAUUUUUGCUGACAGUGCAUUAUGAACAUUAUAUCAAUAAAGGUAUUUUCCAAUGCA
Messenger RNA from Pantherophis guttatus, 1975 nucleotides. It is a transcript of the gene AMTN, whose product is annotated as amelotin. Gene Ontology annotation, biological process: positive regulation of enamel mineralization; odontogenesis of dentin-containing tooth. The record is from RefSeq and is a predicted model, not a curated record. NCBI's taxonomy places the organism in Eukaryota, Metazoa, Chordata, Lepidosauria, Squamata, Colubridae.